Lymnaea stagnalis (great pond snail) is the source of this 13199-nucleotide messenger RNA. NCBI's taxonomy places the organism in Eukaryota, Metazoa, Mollusca, Gastropoda, Lymnaeidae. The record is from the annotation of a GenBank genome assembly.
GGGGGGGGGGGGGGGAAUUCAGUGCAAAGUGUAGUCAUCGUCUGACCCCUUCAGCUCCCCUCGCACGCAUGUUCUGUCUUUCUCAGGGUGAAAUGUAUGGAGCGGAUUAGUUACGUUGUUACUGUUGCUUGACAUUACAAUGGUUGAAUUUACCAUUUUCAAAAAGGUAAUUGGCAAUCUUGAGGGAGAUUCAAAAAGGACAGUGUUCAUGUGAUCUAAUUCUAACACUGUGAUGUUAAUAAGUUACUGAGGAGAAGUGCCCAUUACUUACUGUGGAGUAGUGUGAAUUACCUACGGUGGAGAAGUGCCCAUUACUUACUUUGGAGUAGUGUGAAUUACCUACGGUGGAGAAGUGUAAGUUUUAGAUUUUAUUAACUAAUUAUAAAAAGUGUUGGACUGCAAUAAAGCUUUAAAAUAGAUUAAUUAGACACCAACAAUUUGUGUCAAUAUGACAAUAUAAGGUAGGCUUUAAUGAUAAUUUUACAGAAUACAAAAAUAUACGUUUCGGCACUUGCCUUCAUCAGUAAAACAAAUAGACAAAGUGAAUGUUGUAAGGAUAUAAUGUGAAUUAUGAAUAUUGUUGGUUGUUAGGAAACAAUGUGAAUGCUGUAAGGGUACAAUGUGAAUGUUGUAAAGAUUUAAUGUGAAUGUUGUAAGGGUACAAUGUGAAUGUUGUAAGGGUACAAUGUGCAUGUUUCAAGGGUACAAUGUGAAUGUUUCAAGGGUACAAUGUGAAUGUUGUAAGUGUACAAUGUGAAUGUUGUAAGGGUACAAUGUGAAUGUUGUAAGGGUACAAUGUGAAUGUUGUAAGGAUACAAUGUGAAUGUUGUAAGGGUACAAUGUGAAUGAUGUAAGGGUACAAUGUGAAUGUUUUAAGGGUACAAUGUGAAUGUUUUAAGGGUACAAUGUGAAUGUUUUAAGGGUACAAUGUGAAUGUUGUAAGGGUGCAAUGUGAAUGUUUUAAGGGUACAAUGUGAAUGAUGUAAGGGUACAAUGUGAAUGUUGUAAGGGUACAAUGUGAAUGAUGUAAGGGUAAAAUGUGAAUGAUGUAAGGGUACAAUGUGAAUGAUGUAAGGGUACAAUGUGAAUGUUUUAAGGGUACAAUGUGAAUGUUGUAAGGGUACAAUGUGAAUGUUGUAAGGGUGCAAUGUGAAUGUUGUAAGGGUACAAUGUGAAUGUUGUAAGGGUACAAUGUGAAUGGUGUAAGGGUACAAUGUGAAUGAUGUAAGGGUACAAUGUGAAUGUUGUAAGGGUACAAUGUGAAUGUUUUAAGGGUACAAUGGGAAAGUUGCAAGGUUACAAUAUGAUUGUCUAUAGAGAAAAACAAAGAAAAAGAAAUAUUUGCAUAUAUUUUGAUAGGCAAAGAGAUCUGAUUUCAAUAUGACCGGUUAGGAAUACUUUUCACUAAAAGGAUCAUGGCAACUAAUUCUUUCUUUGCCCCACCGUCAUCCAGGUAUAUGACGUGAAAGUAGUUAUAAUCCAUAAUUUACUCAGGACCGGCCCAACUGUUGCUUGCGCCCAGUGCAAUCGUACCUUUGGCGCCCCUUUUAAGUAUAAACAUACAAAUUUGUGCAGGGAAAAAAUUGGGGAUUGGGUGAUAAGUUUAUUACCUUGGCUGUUGUUUUUAAAAACAAAUAAUGAACAGUAACAUUGGUUUUUUUAACUUCUAUUUGGUUAUUAUUAGCAGUUAGCCUACGGGGGGGGGGGGGGGGGGGGGGGGGGGGGGGGCGAAACGAACGGUGUAGUAAGAAAGGCCCGGAGGCCCCCCCCCUCCCCGUGCACACCGGAGAUUGUAAUAACUGCCCAAAAAGGCCCAUGACGAAUGCUCGUCGCGUCGUCGUGGGCCAGCACCUCCCUGGCGGGGAGGGGGGGUGGGGCAGUACUAACAAGUAGCCCACCGUGGGCAGCCUACAUGGCGCCCCGGGAAACUGUCCGAGUUGCCGAUACCUCGAACCGGCGCUGCCUUUAUUGCGCAGUGAAAGACCUUUUAAGUCGACCCUUCAGUUGAAUGCAUUGCAUGGCGUAGACUGGCAGAACAAAAUGCCCCCCCCACCCCCACCCCAGAAGUUAUAUUUGCCCCCUUUAUCCUAAAAGAUAAAAUUAGAGCUUUCUAUUUUAUAUCGGUUCAUCGCUGAUCAACAGUUUUAUUGGAAAAGGAAACGCAAUCUAUAGGAUGGUUCUCAAACUUCCCUAAGGGCCUCAUGAGGGUUCUCCGAUGUUUCAAGGGCCAUAGCACUUACUCGUCAUUAUGAUCAAUAAGUGUUAAGUGUCGUCCAUAAAGAACGUUAAGCUAUUUUUAGAACAUUUUUACACCCUUCCCACCCCUCCCCCUCCCCCUGUCACAAACUGUCAGAAAUCUCAUACCCACCCACCACAAAAUUACGUCACACUUUUGAACUAAAAAAUUAUUAAAAAAUGAAAAACUAAUUAAAAUUCAAUAUGAUAGCGGUCUGACAUUCUCGCAACAUGGCCCGCCCAGCAAAGCUGGGUCUUCAUUAAUAAGGUAUGUAAUGCUAGGGAAACCUGCUUGUGCGAGUACCACAGUGUCCGUGAUCUUGUCCUGCCAGACCUGCUUGUGCGAGUACCACAGUGUCUGGGAUCUUGUCCUGCCAGACCUGCUUGUGCGAGUACCUCAGUGUCUGGGAUCUUGUCCUGCCAGACCUGCUUGUGCGAGUACCACAGUGUCUGGGAUCUUGUCCUGCCAGACCUGCUUGUGCGAGUACCUCAGUGUCUGGGAUCUUGUGCUGCCAGACUUGCUUGUGCCAGUACCUCAGUGUCUGGGAUCUUGUCCUGCCAGACCUGCUUGUGCGAGUACCCCAGUGUCUGGGAUCUUGUGCUCCCAGACUUGCUUGUGCCAGUACCACAGUGUCUGGGAUCUUGUCCUGCCAGACUUGCUUGUGCCAGUACCACAGUGUCUGGGAUCUUGUCCUGCCAUUUGAUGUUUAAGAUUUUUUGAAGGUUCAUCGCGUGAAAGUGGUUUAGUUUCCUUGCAUUGCGUUGAUAGACUGUCCAUGAUUCACAUGUAUAUAGAAGCGUUGGGAGCGACAGCUGUCUUGUGAACAUUUAUUUUGGUUUGGGCCCUGAUGCCUCCCCUUGUCUAUAUACUCUUAGACAUUUAUUCCAAAUGUUGCAUAGGCUCUUGCAAUUCGAAGGUUCACCUCAUCAUCAAUGGGUGCUCUUUGAGACAGUGUGAAGUCGAUGUAAGAGACGCUUUUUACAACUUUAACCUUACGCCAUUGACUUGGAUGCUUAAUACGAAACACACUUCAUUAUUAAACUAUUAAAUUGAUAAAACUGAUAUCUUCCGUUAGAAUACAUCGAUCACAACGUAAAGUUAAACACCACGAUCAAUUUCUGGUUUUAUGUGUUUGGUUUUUAAAAAAAGGACAAUUUACUUAAUCUUUAACAUCUCCCACCUUUAUUUUUGUUGUUGUUGCUGCUGUCCCCCAGAAGGUUUUGUUCGGCACACUUCACAUCGCGUAUAGAAGUAAUGAAGAUGUUAAAAUAAAAUACUGUGUCACUGACAUUAAAUAAGAUAUUUGUGUUUACAUGAUGUUCCAGCGCUUCAGUGUAAGAAGCCAUGGCAGUACAGAACGGAGACAAGUCAAGCUGUCAACUUGAAGACUACGAUCUGGUCUUGUUGACAGCCUGCGACAUCCACGGCGUCGCCAGAGGGCGCUUUAUCUUCAAACGUAGUGUUCAAGGUUUUGUUAGGAAUGGCCUGGGAAUGACGCAAGGUGAGUGGCUUGUGGUCUCCGUCCAUAUACAACUGGUGCUGGAGUUCAAAUCCUUCUGUUGUAUUCAGUAGAACCCAAAUUCGCCGGAACCAUAGAAAAUCAAGUUGAUCAUUAGCCAAACCCCUGUUCUUUGGUUCUGCCAGACCUAAGAAUUUUUUUAAAUGUCCAAAAUCUUAUAUCCGUAAAUAUGACGGAAGUGUUCAUAAUGCCCCACAGGCGAUCAAGAUCCAAUCACAAUAAUAAAUUUGAAAUCUGUAACACACCUAUGUACAAAUAUUGACGGUCAAAAUCAACACAGGAAAGUAGCAACAGGACUUCAAACAAUAUAUAUGUUCCAUUUCAGCUUCUCUCUUCUCUGGCAUCAUGUGCGACAUACCACUCAAUCUGACGGCCUACGCCAAAGAAGGGUGGAGUAACGGAACACUCAUACCUGACACUGACACCCUCAGGCCACUGUCAUGGCUGUCAUAUGGUGGCAAGAAGGUACUGAAAGCUUUUUGAUGAUUCAAAAGUUCUAAAAGUAAUGAUUUAGCUUCCAGGUAACAGUUCUUCCCAACCUUGUCAUGGAGAUCUCGCCACCCUGGCCAUGAACCAAUAUAUUGAAAAUAUCCACAUAUCAUUUAUCCAUAAUAAAAAAGACUCAACUAACUACAAUUUCUUACAAUAAAAUGUCUUUUAUUGAAUACAAUAUUUAUAGGAUAUUUUUUUUUUUUUGCAUUUCUUUUGUUGUUGUUGAUAGAUUUCAAUUUAGAAUUAGAUAAUUAAUUUUAAAGUUCCAUAAAAGAAAUAUGUGGUAGAUAAAUUUUGAUUAAUUUGCCAAGCGCAUUUUACCAUUAAAAUGAUCAAGAUUUAAUUCUAUCCCCAUGUUUCCUGGAAGCAUGGUAUGGCGAUAACUAGCAAACAUUCAAUGGAUACAUUCAUACAUUCGAUUACUUUCAGGUGGGACAUUUGCUCUGCGACCUGCUAAGCUCCAAAGGCGAGCCAGAGGUGGCCAUGCCUCGCACUGUAGCUGUCUCACAGCUUAAGGCACUAAAUGACAUCGGCUAUGACAUCUCUGUCUCACUGCAGCUUGAGUUUGUCAUCCUCAAGAAGGACUCCAUUAUACCCAUUUCACUUCACGUAUGUAUGUCCUAUUACCUAACUCACCGAAAGAUACGUUGAUCAUUACCCCCACCCCCACCUCCCCCACCCCGGAAAAAAUAAACCGUAAAAAGAUCUAAAAAGGCUUAUCUCUGAGUGAAGCAUUUUUAUCCUUUUAAUUUUAUGCUUUAUACAAUGUUCAAGUUUAAAGAAAAAAAAACAACCCAAAUACAUCAAAACGUUUGCUCUUUUCCACUAUACAUUUUUCUCACAGCAAAAUAUUGACAACUAGUUAUAGCCCGCCAAACAUUGGCGACGGCAAUGCGUGAACUUCCCAUCUACUUGACAAGGUUACUUGACAAAACAUGAACUCAAGUAUCUCACAUUUAUGAAUUCCAGUUUUUGCUACACCCCCCCCCCUCCCUAAUGAUACGUCACUGCACACUUUUUUUUUUUCACGCCCAUGAACUAUAUUCAAUAUUCUAAUGUCCCAAACACUUUUAAACUGAAGAUUUUUUUUCACUCCAUACUUAAAUUGAGACGAUUUCAUUGAUCGAAAAAUAUUACGCACCAAACGAAGUUGCGUUAUUAUUAGCGUAGCUAUCGGGAAUUAUAUUUUGCGCGCUAGUGAACUCAUUAUCUAUAUUAUAUGUAUAGUCUGCAUGGUGGUGGUGAUGUUUGACCUUUGCUGGCGAAUUAUAUAUAUAGAUAAUUAGUUUUCAUUUCCUCUGUUAUUAUUUCAUUAUCAAACCCUUCAAGCAACUAUUAAUUUAUCUUAAAUAUUGUGCUAUUUUCAAUUCCAGGAAGACAUCUCUCAGCUGAACAACACAUUAUUGAGGGCACUCCAUGACAGUGGUGUUCCUGUUGUUUCUAUCGGCAAGGGAGCUGAGCCAGGCAAACUUCAGGUAAUAUUUGAUAUUGAUGGUACGCUGUUCUUGCCCUUGAAUGGCAUGGCAUUUUCGGCCUACUACGUCGUUUUUGUUUUGUGGAAUGGGAGGGAAAAAAAUCUUGGCCCACCCCGGGUGGCACUGCACUAGUUACACCACUGACCCUAGCUACACCACUGACCCUAGCUACAAUACUGACCCUAGCUACACCACUGACACUAGCUACACAACUGACCCUAGCUACACCACUGACCCUAGCUACACCACUGACCCUAGCGACACCACUGACCCUAGCUACACAACUGACCCUAGCUACACAACUGACCUAGCUACACCACUGACCCUAGCUACACCACUGACCCUAGCUACACAACUGACCCAAGCUACACCACUGACCCUAGCUACACCACUGACCCUAGCUACACCACUGACCCUAGCUACACCACUGACCCUAGCUACACCACUGACCCUAGCUACACCACUGACCCUAGCUACACCACUGACCCUAGCUACACCACUGACCCUAGCGACACUACUGACCCUAGCGACACAACUGACCCUAGCUACACAACUGACUCUAGCUACACAACUGACCCUAGCUACACCACUGACCCUAGCUACUCAACUGCUAGGAAGUUAGGGAUUUAUGCAAAACACUUAAGUCAAGUUAAGUCCAACCAAAAACCUCUAUUUCAUUUCUCUAACAGCAUCCAGCAAACAUUUCACCAACUUUAACUAUUGAAUACAAAUAUCUAAGAUAUUUAAAACUGGAUACAGUUCAUUGAAUUUAAUAACUUGUGAAAAUCUUUUUAAGCCCAGACACAAGUCAUCACUGAGUGAACUUCCUUUCAGAUAUCACUGGAUUCACUGCAAGGAAUUGAAGUAGCUGACUGUGUCCACCGCCUCCGUAACAUGUUAAAGUCUUUGUGUGGGAAUGCAGGAUAUGACAUCACAUACAUGACGAAACCAUUGCCGACUGUCAGCAGUAACGGCAGCACCUAUAUUUAUACACUUAUUGACAAGGAAGGGAGGUAAUAAUAAUGUUAGCCUAAGCAAGCUGCCAGUCAGUCAUGCUGUCUCUGGCCAUGUCAAUUUGCUAAUUUAUAGUGUUUAUUCGUUCCUAUUGUAAAAUUUUAUUAACUUUGAAAUUCACCCUGGGUUUAUUGCCAAAAAGCUUCAACUGUCAAUAAAAUUAUUUAGUUAUAAAAUUCAUCAGACACCCAAAUGGUCCCAUGAAAAAUAUAGCAGCUAGUAAACGUUUCACACAGAGAAAAUACGUACAUAUUGAGUGGAUGCAGAAGUAAUAUUCUAAAAAUGGCCACGGUUAACUACUCUGAUAUUUUAAAAUAGAAUCGACUCAUCAAACAUGAAGUUUUCAACCUUUUUAAAAGAAUGAUGGCACGGAGUACAAGAAGGAAUUAUUUUUAAUUCCUACAAUUUUUCUGUUGUCCAUUUAUCGGAUGGUUUCUUGUUUAGCAAACCUGACAAGUAAAAGAAAAAGUAAAGUAAGGUUCUCGUCAGGUGAGGCGGAGUCCGAGAAUUUUUUUUUUUAACAAGUAAUGUGGGAAUUAUAGCAGAAAAAAGUGUGAUGCACCACGCUGUUUAGCCGCAUUGCCAUUUUCAAUUUUCAGAUGAAGCACCAUUAUAUUUUAAUUUCAGCCAAAACAAUCCUGGUGGAACUUGAUAAUAAUUUUUGCUAUGUUUUUUUUUUUUCUCUUUCAAUCAGAAAUGUGUUUGCAAGUUCUAAAAACAAAAAUGAGUUAUCAGAAUUAGGUCAGCAGUGGGUGGCAGGGUCCUUGAAACAUCAGGCCGCCGUGACAGGUCUACUUCGACCUACUUUAAACUGUUACACAGGAGAGGCCGAUGAACAAGAUCUUAAUAUAUCCUGGACGUCUGAGUCAUCAAACAGGUUUGUGAAAGCAAUUUACCAAAUGCAAAAAAAAACCAAAAACAUAUUAGAAAUCCACUUUUUUAAUUAACUCGACUUGGGCUGUUGCCAGGGGCGUCAUUGUAGGUUUUUUCCAGGUGUCACGAAUUGCUUCUUUAAUAUAGUGUUUGAUGGUGUCGUCUCCGUUGUCUAGGCCUAGGGGUAUGAUAUUUCAAACACACUGUCACUGUACCCUAAUACACAAGAGUACACGAACACUGGACUAGAGAGUUAUUAGUGGUAAUUAAUAAUGAGCUUUAUUAUCAUAAUCUACAACAAUCUAAUCUAAGUAUCCUCCCAUGAGUACUGUGGGUUCUGCUAACAAGCUUAGCCAAAGAAUCACACAUACAACAUGGAUCACAACACUACUACUAUUUACUACCACUACUAAUACUACUACUACUACUAGUCUACUACUAACACCAACUAACAAACACUGAUACGUUCAGCGUCCUACCCCACUCGCUCUCCCUGCUCUACUGACCAACUGACCAACUGACCACCUGCACAUACUACCGAACUACCCCCUUUCCCAUUGUAUGCCUAUGCUAUACCAGAACUUAUAGUUCGCCUGGCACAAAACAGGUGCUCAGGGAUUCUAACAACUUGACACCAGGGAGAGUGUGGGGAGGGGGGGGACCAAAACUUGUUUGGCUUGUUGAGUUGUUUAUUACUGGAGGUGCCACAGUACAUAUCAAUUUUAAUAAAACCUGCAAAUUCAGGGGGAGGGGGGCAAAUGCCCCACCUUUCCUUACCCAAAUGACAUCCCUGGCUGUUGCUAAAAAAGAAAAAGUCUGAUAAGCACAAUCUCAUUUAAAUAAAACCAUAUUUUAAUAUUUAUUCUUUUUAAACAGCACCAAAGGUUAAAAUUAUGAAAUGUUGUAAGGGGCUAAAUCAACUUUUCCAAUGAUAAAUCUCCCUUGCAGAAAAGCCAGAUUAAAGCUUGACCUGACCAACGACGGCCCUCAAAUCGCAGAUGCCCUUCCCACCUCGGCAAGUAAUCCAUACAUUGUGCUUGGGGCCAUUGUGGCUGCUGGUAUGGAUGGACUUGUCACAAAACUUUCUCUUCCAGUUGAGGUAAAGUAUUUUUGGAAGGUAUCUUCAUUAGUAUUUAUGUCGUCCAGGGCUAGAAAGAUGGUGAUGCCCCUUAAGAACUGUUAUUUGAAAUUGCAUCUAAAUUCAUCUCUUAGCUUCAAGCCAGGGCAGUUGGGCUGGAUGUUUUAACUUGACUUGGUUUCAGUCAUUGGAUCAUCAUUUUAAUUUUUCAACGCUACCAACAUGUUACUUUAGGGGACUUGAAAUAUUAAAUAACUUAAUUGUAAUUGUUUUAACUACUUUAAAUAGUGUAUUUUUUAAACAGUUAUAAUGUAAACAUUGGAUAUAAUCUGAUAUUUCGUCAUUCUCAAAAAUAUUUCAUAAGAUUUAAUAGGAUGUUGUUAAAAUUAUUAACUACAUGCGUAGUGGCAUAAAGAAAGUGGGACAGCCCAUGAAAUCUUGUGCAGAAUACAUCAAAUUAGUUUUUGGGUGGUUUUUAAAUGGUAAAAAUGAUCCUUACUUACUAACUCAUAAAUAUAUAGCUUCACGACUUCGUUAACUUCCAGCCAUCAACUUUAAAUUUUAAUAACUUUUCCAAUGAUACUGUUUUUUUAAAAUAAAAACAAGAAGUGGCAACCGAAGAAUGAAUUCAGAGUUAAAUUUUCCGAAUUGAAAAACAAUGAGGCGCUGGGAAAAUGAUUACCGACUUUCAGAAUAAAGCAUGAAGUAAAACAAUUCUUUACAAGUAGAACAACACAAUUUUGCCAAUGGUACGACAGCAAAAAAACUAGGAAGCCGCCGCAUAAAGUCUGCUAUAACAGUGCAGAACACUCAGGGUGUGAUUCCGCUGAGUGGAAGCCAUGAUGACGACUCUCACAGUCACAAGAGUCCAUGGGGAAAUGAAGGGGAAGCUGAUAUAUCAUGAAGAACUGUGCAACACAUUGGGACGCAAGAUCUGAUACUAGAAAUGAACAAAUUCAUUAUAGGGCAGGUUAUAAAAAAAAAAAUUAAAAAAAGAAGCAAAUGUCAAUAUCAGCAAUGAGAUAAACAGCUACUGGUUAGGUUUCCAAACCAGAAAAGUGUGUGAAAUGUUUGGUUUAGUUUACAGACAUAAAGGCAUUUUCUAUCGCCACACCCUUUAGUUAUAAAGAUGAUCUUUUUUAUAACAAAGCAUGAAGGAGAAAACAAGUGCCAGCAACGAGACUCAGACAUGAACAUAAACAAUUCAAUUUUGGUCGGUGUGUCUCGGUGUGUCUCGGGUGUGAAGAACAAGUGUGGUGUUUGUGGAGCCUGGAGCAAGAUUAAAUAGUGAGUACAACUCUGAAAACUUCCAAGGACAAAGAUGGCUUCCGGAUAGUCAAGCCAGAUGUAAUCAUCAGAACUGGACACUGCAACAGGAUGGAGCUCCUUCACAUGCCGCGAGGACAAUUUAACCUUCAUCGAACCAGACAUGUGCCCCCCCCCCCCCCCCCACCACCCCCGAACAGCCUGAAUCUAAAUCUGAAAGAUUGUGAUAUCUGGGGUGCCUCCAGCAAAAAUUUACCUUUGUAACAAAUCUGCAACAAGAGAGCAACUGAAUUGGGCCAUUGUUCAAGAGUGGCUAAAAUUGGGUCAGAGGUUUACAAACAGGUGCAUUGACCUUAUGCAGGGGUACAGCAACAAAAGAGCAACUGAAUUGGGCCAUUGUUCAAGAGUGGCUAAAAUUGGGUCAGAGGUUUACUAACAGGUGCAUUGACCUUAUGCAAGGGCACAGCCCAUUAGAAAACAUUUUCCAGAACCAAUGAGGACACAACAAAUUUGAUUUUGUUAUCUAUGAAAUUAAGUUUUAUAAACAUUUUACUAGUAACUAUUUUAGAAGUUAGAAGUAACAAAAAAAAACCCAGAUAUUAUUAAAAAUCAUUUAAGGCGGUCACACUUAUUUUAAGCAACACCCUGUUUAUCUAUCCAGAACAGCCCUGUAUGUUUGUUGGGACUGGCCUUGUAUAUUUGUUGGGACCGGCCUUGUAUGUUUGUUGGGACUGGCCUUAUAUGUUUGUUGGGACUGGCCUUGUAUAUUUGUUGGGAACGGCCUUGUAUGUUUGUUGGGAAAGGCCUUGUAUGUUUGUUGGGACUGGCCUUGUAUAUUUGUUGGGAGCGGCCUUGUAUGUUUGUUGGGACCGGCCUUGUAUGUUUGUUGGGACUGGCCUUGUAUAUUUGUUGGGACCGGCCUUGUAUGUUUGUUGGGACUGGCCUUGUAUGUUUGUUGGGACUGGCCUUGUAUGUUUGUUGGGACUGGCCUUGUAUAUUUGUUGGGACCGGCCUUGUAUGUUUGUUGGGACUGGCCUUGUAUGUUUGUUGGGACUGGCCUUGUAUAUUUGUUGGGAACGGCCUUGUAUGUUUGUUGGGAACGGCCUUGUAUGUUUGUAUCAAAUAGACUUGUCCUUAAAGUGUGUGAAAAGUUGAUAUUAACUAAAUAUACAAAAGCCAUUGAACUAAAAUCAGUAAUAAAAGUCUCUCAAUAGGAUUAUAAGAACUUAAAUAUAAUAAUAAAAAUACCAUGGUUAAAAUGAAUUAACACAUUAAAUAACAGCAACUCAAUCAUGUGGCAUGCAAGAAGCAAAGUUUUAGUAAUGUUAACAGAGUUUAAAAAUGUUACUUUUCAGUUAAGUGACUCUCCAUCGGCUGAGAAAGGUCCUAGUUCACUUCUGGAGUCUCUGUCUGUUUUGGAGAAGGACACUGUCUUCAAAUCUGGCAUUUUUUCAAAAUUUGUUGAACGUUUCAUCCUCCUCAAGAAAGAAUUUGAAAUCGGACGGCUUGAGAAGAAGAACGACUCGGAAGAUAAUUUUACUUUUGAGAGGUCAAUAUACUUAAAGUAUCUGUAGGUUGAGGUUGAUCUAUGUCUUUAAAAUUUUAACUUUUUGAAAGUUUUUUUAAGCCAAAUGGUUUAAAAGAUGUCAUGUAAAUAAGAAGUUGUUUUGUAUAAGUGUCAGGGAACCAAUUAUAAAAAAUAAAAAUGAAUUACAAAAAAAAAAGGUUAAAAUAAAAACAACAUAAAAGUGCACUGCAAAGUAAUAAAAUAGUCAUUCCAAGUUUGGUUUUAUUUUUUUUUUUGUUAACAUAAAACAAGAAAAGUUUUAACCUAAAGUUAAAUAUAAUUGAAUUAAACAAAAAUAAUUUUUUUUUUCAAUGAAUAUUUAGAACACACCACUUGGAUACAGAUAUAGUCAUUAGAUUAUUUCAUCCCAUUUCUGUUAUUUUAUGAAAUUUGUCAAGAGAAUUUUUUUAAAAAUCCAUUCGUACAUUUCAAUAAAUUUAUUCCUCAAGACAAUGGUCACAUAGCAUAGAAGUUUCUCUUUAAAAAUGAAAGAUACAUGAUGCAAUAUACAACUUGAUGAAUAAAUAGUUAAACUUGAAACUAGUAAAAAAUAAAUAUACAUUUAGGCCCUAAGUCUUUUCUAAAAAAUAUGCGGAUAAGGUUUUAAAAAUAUUUUCAAUAUAAACUUGUUAGAGUUUCUUGAGAGUGGGAAAAUGAGUUAAAAAAUGUUUUACGUAUUAAUUACGAUAUAAUAUAAUGGAUUUGAAAUCAUUUAAAAGUUAUUUUGAAUGGGAGUUUUAAAAUAAAUUUUUAAAUGAUUGAAAGAUCACUCAAAUAAAACUAAUAAGUAAGACAGAUAACUCCUAAUCACAAAGUAAGUAUCAUUUUAAGCUUCUACAUAUGAUUGCUCAUUCAUUGAUAAUGCUUUUAAACACUGUCUCGCUGUCACUCACACUGUCAUAAUUUUGUUCUUUAUAAACAGACACAUGUAUCAUUGCAACAAGACAAAGUGUAAUAAAAUUUUGUAUUUGAAGUUUUUAAUUCUGUCCAUUCCAUCACCUUCUAAAUUCAUAAUAUUUCAAUUAUAGUUAUCUUAGAAUUAUCAUUUCAAUUGUUUAGGACACCUUUAAAAAAAAUAUUUUUUUUUUAGACUUGACACACUAUAAAGCUAAUUACUCAGAUUAUAAGAAUAUGGCACAUAUAUGAUUAAAUUUAUCAGUUGUAUUUGUGAGAAAAACCCAAGAAAGUGUUAUUUAUAGAUUAGAUUAACUUCAAAUAGAGGGGUCACAUUAUAAAAGUCAUUAGAGGUCAAAUAAGUUUGCAUUUUAUGGGUGAUCUUUAUAUUGUGAAAAUUUACAUGGACCUACUAUUUAAAAACAGGAAAUAAUAAUUCACAUAACAACUAUAUUACAAGUCUCAUGCAAUAAAAGGUAUGCUAUGUAUGAAAAAAACAUUUCUUUAAAUAGCACAACUCAAUAUUUCAUACCUAUAUAAGCCAAUAAAUAAAAAUUUUAUUUCCUGCUUUACUGGCUCAAACUUAUAUUAUAGGUUACAGAAUGGAGCUUUGUAUUAUGACAUAUGAAGGCUGAUUUUUUUGACUGAGGAAUACUUAAAAUUUUUUUGUGCUAAAAUUGUUUUAGUUUAAAUUAUUUAAUUUGUUUGUCUUUGUAAUAAUAUUUAUCCAUAUGCUGAAAAUGAAUCUGAACAACAAUGUAAAAUAAAAAAAAAAUAAAAAAGUC